CUUGUUGUUAGAUAUGAUAUAUACAUUGAUAAGAGAGAGAAUUUUGCAGCAAUGGAGAACGGUAAGUGCAGGGUAUGCGUUACAGGAGCCGCUGGUUUCAUUGGCUCUUCUCUGGUCAAGAAGCUACUAGAGAAAGGAUAUACUGUCCACGCCACCCUCAGAAAUUUGGGCGAUGCUUCAAAGGUUCAACUCCUUAAGAGCUUUCCUCACGCGGACACAGAAUUAGUUUUGUUUGAAGCUGAUAUAAACAGGCCAGAUGAGUUUGAGCAAGCUAUUCAUGGCUGUAUGUGCGUUUUCCAUGUUGCGACUCCCUUGCAACCCUCUGAUGCUUCUCAGUUUAAAAACACGAGUGAGGCUGCAGUUUCUGCAAUAAAAAGUAUUGCAGAGUGUUGUACAAAAUCAGGUAGUGUGAAACGAUUAAUCUACACAGCCUCUGUUUGUGCUGCAUCGCCAUUGAAAGACGAUGGGAGUGGUUACAAGGAAUCCAUAGAUGAAACCUGUUGGACACCCCUUAAUCUUUCACUUGCUUCCUCUAAUGGCUUCUUUAAGGAUUACACAGUAUCAAAGACAUUGGCAGAGAAUGAAGUUUUGGGGUAUGGGAGCAGUGAAAAAGAUGGUGGAAUGACGGUGGUAACCCUAGCUUGUGGCAUUGUUGGAGGAGAUACUGUUUUAUCUUAUACACCUGGAAGUGUGGCUGCUUUCAUUUCACAAGUUACACAUAACGCGCAUUCAUACCGAAGUGUGAAAUACGCGGAAGAACUGCUGGGGAAACUUCCGAUUGUACACAUAAAUGAUGUUUGUGAAGCUCAUAUUUUCUGCAUGGAGAAGCCUUCCAUCAGCGGUAGAUUUUUAAUUGCCAGCGCUUUUGUUUCGGCAGCACAACUUGCUGGUUGCUAUCAACUGUAUUACCCAGAAUUUAAUGUUAAAGCAGAGAAAUUGGAUGGAGCAAAAGGAGAUGCCAAGUGGGGGUCUACCAAGCUUAUUGAAAAGGGCUUUGAAUAUAAAAGUGAUUUGAAGAUGAUAAUAGAUGAUUCCAUCAGGUGUGCAAGGAGGACUGGUGAUCUUCAGCACUAAUAAUUGGUGUCGAGAGUAGUGGUCUGUUUUAUGAAAUUUAAGCUACACUUCAGGAGCUUUAAUUGGAUUUGGAUCUUUAGUCCAAGCCAUCUCGAUUGUACACUCUGUUUUUUAUUGGCUUAAAAUCCUUGCAGUUCAA
Messenger RNA from Gossypium raimondii (Peruvian cotton), 1213 nucleotides. Its product is annotated as putative anthocyanidin reductase. Bases 52 to 1074 code for a protein of 340 amino acids. NCBI's taxonomy places the organism in Eukaryota, Viridiplantae, Streptophyta, Magnoliopsida, Malvales, Malvaceae. Gene Ontology annotation, molecular function: oxidoreductase activity, acting on the CH-OH group of donors, NAD or NADP as acceptor. The transcript has 5 exons. The record is from RefSeq and is a predicted model, not a curated record.